AUGAUUCGAGCACGAAACUACGCUACUAAGGCGCACACUUUGAACAAGUUCUCCAAGAUCAUCACGGAGCCCAAGUCGCAGGGAGCCUCUCAGGCUAUGCUGUACGCCUGCGGCUUCAACGAGGCCGAUCUGGGCAAGCCCCAGGUUGGUGUCGCCUCCGUCUGGUGGUCCGGAAACCCCUGCAACAUGCACCUGCUUGAUCUCAACUUCAAGGUCAAGGAGGGCAUCGAGAAGCACAACCUCAAGGCCAUGCAGUUCAACACUAUUGGUGUGUCUGAUGGUAUUUCUAUGGGUACCAAGGGUAUGCGAUAUUCUCUGCAAUCUCGAGACAUGAUUGCUGACUCCAUUGAGACUCUCAUGAUGGCCCAGCACUACGACGCCAACAUCUCCAUCCCGGGCUGUGACAAGAACAUGCCCGGUGUUCUCAUGGCCAUGGGCCGAGUCAACCGACCCUCCAUCAUGCUGUACGGAGGAACCAUCCACCCCGGAAAGGCCGAGACUCGAAAGGGCGAGGACAUUGAUAUUGUUUCCGCCUUCCAGGCCUACGGACAGUACAUUGCCGGCGGCAUCUCUGAGACCGAGCGAGCCGAUGUUAUUCGACACGCCUGCCCCGGUCAGGGAGCCUGUGGAGGUAUGUACACUGCUAACACCAUGGCUUCUGCCGCAGAGGUGCUUGGUAUGACUCUGCCUGGCUCCUCCUCCGCUCCCGCCAUCUCCAAGGAGAAGAUGGCCGAGUGUGAGGCUCUGGGACCUGCCAUCAACAAGCUGCUGGAGAUGGACCUCAAGCCUAAGGAUAUCAUGACCCGACAGGCCUUUGAGAACGCUAUUGCUUACAUCAUUGCCACUGGAGGCUCCACCAACGCCGUUCUCCAUCUGCUGGCUAUCGCUCACACCGUCGACGUUCCUUUGACCAUUGACGACUUCCAGCGAAUCUCCGAUAACACUCCUCUGCUCGCCGACUUCAAGCCCUCCGGAGCUCACGUCAUGGCCGAUCUGCAGAAGUGGGGUGGAACCCCCGCCGUCAUCAAGAUGCUCAUUGAGCAGGGUUUCAUUGAUGGCUCUCCCAUGACCUGUUCCGGAGAGUCUCUCAAGGACACCGUCGCCAAGUACCCCUCUCUCCCCAAGGAGCAGGAUAUCUUCGCCUCUGUUGACGCUCCCCUCAAGCCCUCUGGUCAUCUGCAGAUUCUUAAGGGCUCCCUUGCUCCCGGUGGAUCCGUCGGAAAGAUCACCGGAAAGGAGGGAACAUUCUUCAAGGGUACCGCCCGAUGUUUCGACGAGGAGGACCUGUUCAUUGAGGCUCUGGAGAAGGGCGAGAUCAAGAAGGGCGAGAAGACCUGUGUCAUUAUUCGAUACGAGGGCCCCAAGGGAGGACCCGGUAUGCCCGAGAUGCUCAAGCCCUCUUCUGCCCUGAUGGGAUACGGUCUGGGCAAGGAUGUUGCUCUGCUGACCGACGGACGAUUCUCCGGAGGAUCUCAUGGUUUCCUCAUUGGUCACAUUGUCCCCGAGGCUUACGAGGGAGGUCCCAUUGGUCUGGUUGAGGACGGCGAUGAGAUCAUCAUCGACGCUGACAACAACAUCAUCGACCUGCUUGUUGAUGAGAAGACCAUGGCUGAGCGAAAGGCCAAGUGGACUCCCCCCGCUCCUCGAUACACCUCUGGAACCCUGCACAAGUACUCCAAGCUUGUGUCCGACGCCUCCACUGGCUGUAUCACUGACGCCUAA
Messenger RNA from Yarrowia lipolytica CLIB122, 1722 nucleotides. RefSeq lists its product as uncharacterized. Gene Ontology annotation, molecular function: dihydroxy-acid dehydratase activity. Gene Ontology annotation, biological process: branched-chain amino acid biosynthetic process. The record is from RefSeq and is a predicted model, not a curated record. Lineage: Eukaryota; Fungi; Ascomycota; Dipodascomycetes; Dipodascales. Gene Ontology annotation, cellular component: mitochondrion.